Molecule: messenger RNA, 754 nt
Organism: Drosophila ficusphila
Lineage: Eukaryota; Metazoa; Arthropoda; Insecta; Diptera; Drosophilidae
Exons: 3
Coding region: 44-619 (191 amino acids)
Source: RefSeq, a predicted model, not a curated record
UUAGCUGCUUAAAUUUAAAGUGUGAUUUCUCAGCGUAAAAAGCAUGAUCAAUGAGUUCUCCUACACAAAGCUUAAACUUCUGUUCAUCAAUGUCUUUGUCAUAUUGCACAAUGCCACUUAUUUGAAUGUAUAUCGCCUAUAUGGAGACUUAAGAAAUGUUAAGGAUGAAGUUGAUGGCUCUAAUGAGGAGAUUUGGAUCAGGGAAAUCUUCACUUUUCUCAUCAGUGGUCUCAUAGUUGUCCGAUUCCUAUUGAGCUUUGUUGGAUUAGCUUCGAACAUAGUGGCCAUAUAUCCCAUUUUAACUAAUUCUCAGGCUGAGAUGCUUAUGCCCACCAUUAUUGUGCAAGCAAUUGACAAUGUGAUCCUGAAUCUCUAUGAGAUUAUUUUGGGCUAUGGCAGUUUGUGCUAUCUUUAUCCUGAAAGUACAGCUGUUUUUAUCUAUUUUCUUUUUAAGAUGGCGGUGAAGAUCGUCUGCAGCAUUUCUGCACUAAAUAUUUAUUCCGAUCAGCACAAUCACUUGGUAAGUCUGCUAAACUUCAACGAGGAGUCCCAGAGCUUUGGACCAGAUAGUGUGGAUGAAAUUGAGUUGGCUAACCAAAAUUUUGAUGUAGCUAGCUAAACUUAAGGAUUUCCCCCAUUAAAAACUAUUUGUAAUAAUUAUUGUACUAACCGGUGGAAUCUUGUUGACAUCAAUGAUUUGUAUAAUCAGCAAUCCGCGACCCUAAAAUGUAAAUAGGAUUAUAAAAACUUUAAA